Molecule: messenger RNA, 2869 nt
Organism: Linum tenue
Lineage: Eukaryota; Viridiplantae; Streptophyta; Magnoliopsida; Malpighiales; Linaceae
Source: the annotation of a GenBank genome assembly
CUCCUCUCUUCUACUAUUCUUCUAUUCUAUCCAUGUCGCGAAAUUGAGAGUGCCGGUUUGAUACCGCCAACGACCAGCCUCAUUAUCAGCUGAUGCUUUCUUUGUCCAUUUGUCUCGUUUCAAUCGCUACUCAGUCAGGUUCCCAAUCCAAAAAUUCGUUCUUCCGGCCGUCUUUUUCUACUUUGGAUUCGUCGCGUUUUCUUCCGCCGAACCAAUUCUCUUAUCUGUUAAUCUUACUUAUUACAAGAGUUUGCCUCGUCUUGCUCCGUCGCCGCCGUCGGGGUUUUCUUUUCCUGAAUCCUCAGUCCCAAAGAUCGAAACUUUUUCCAGAUGGGUAGUGCUGUAGCUCAGUGCCCACAUGGGAUCACUUCGCAUUCCACCGGAAAUCUCGGUCAAAAGAAGCUGGGUUAUUCUUCUCGGUGCUCCAAAUUUCCUUGUCAAUUGGAUUUCGCUAGGUUUGGCUUGCUUCAUCAAGGUUCCUCUGCCGCUUCUUCCUCUGAUCACUCCACGGAAUUCGGGCGUCGAAUAAAUGCUGUACCAGAUAUGGAUGACAUGUUCUGGGACAAAGUACCAACUCCUUUACUUGAUAUGGUUGAGAACCCUAUUCACCUCAAGAAUUUGUCCGUCCAGGAGUUGAAGGAACUAGCUAGUGAAAUACGGUCAGAACUAUCAUGUAUAAUGUCAGAGAAGCCAAAUUCUUUGAAGGCCAGUUUGGCUGUGGUAGAACUCACCAUUGCCAUACAUCAUGUUUUUCAUGCUCCAGUGGACAAGAUACUAUGGGAUGUAGGUGAACAAACUUAUGCGCAUAAAAUUCUCACAGGCAGGAGGGCACUAAUGCGCAUGAUGAGGCAAAAGAAUGGUCUUUCUAGCUUUACAUCUCGGUUUGAGAGUGAAUAUGAUUCCUUUGGAACAGGGCAUGGCUGCAAUAGUGUUUCUGCUGGUCUUGGAAUGGCCAUUGCACGCGACAUCAAAGGGAAGCGUGAUCGAGUUGUUACUGUCAUUAGCAAUGCGACAACUUUGGCUGGACAAGUAUACGAGGCAAUGAGUAAUGCCGGUUACUUGGACUCAAAUAUGAUUGUGAUUUUAAAUGAUAGCCGUCGCUCUUUGCACCCAAAGAUCGAACAAGAGCCAAAAACUUCAAUUACUGCCUUAUCUAGUACCUUAAUCAAGAUUCAGUCUAGUAAAUCAUUCCGGAAGUUCAGAGAAGCUGCAAAGGGAAUUACCAAAAGGAUUGGCAGGGGUAUGCAUGAAUUGGCUGCCAAAUUUGAUGAGUAUGCACGUGGUAUGAUUGGUCCACAAGGAUCGACUCUUUUUGAGGAGCUUGGUCUUUAUUACAUUGGCCCUGUUGAUGGACACAAUCUAGAAGACCUCAUUUGUGUUUUGCAACAAGUGUCAUCUUUGGACUCCAUGGGCCCAGUCUUGAUACAUGUGAUCACUGAAGACAAUCAUCAAGAUGCAGAAUGUAAUGAAAAGAUCGAGGCUGACAACCCACAGGAAGGUAUGAUCACUAUUAGUUAUGAUGACUCGGUCUCUUCUAGUGUGCAGACUCGGACAUAUAGCGAUUGCUUAGUAGAUUCUUUGUUAAUGGAGGCAGAGAAGCACAAAGACAUUGUUCUGGUCCAUGCAGGAAUGGAAAUGGAACCCUCCUUUCAAGUGCUUCAGGAAACAUUCGCUGACAGGUUUUUCGACGUGGGAAUGGCCGAGCAACAUGCUGUCACAUUUUCCGCCGGUUUAUCUCGUGGGGGAUUGAGACCUUUUUGCAUUAUUCCUUCUACUUUUCUACAGAGAGCAUAUGAUCAGGUGGUCCAUGAUGUAGAUCGGCAGAAGAUUCCAGUGCGAUUUGUCAUCACAAGUGCAGGAUUGGUGGGGAACUCCGGUCCCGUGUACUGUGGGGCGUUUGAUGUGACAUUCAUGUCGUGCUUACCGAACAUGAUCGUUAUGGCUCCAUCUGACGAGGAUGAGCUGGUGGAUAUGGUGGCUACCGCUGCCCAGAUAGACGACCGACCGGUCUGCUUCCGGUAUCCAAGAGGCGCCAUAGUCAGGACAGACCAUUUUAUGCAUCCUGGAAUUCCCCUCGAGAUUGGUAAAGGAAGAGUGCUUGUAGAAGGCAAAGAGGUGGCAUUGCUAGGAUAUGGAGCAAUGGUUCAGAACUGCCUCAAAGCUCAAGCCCUUCUUUCGAGGCUCGGCAUCGAAGUAACAGUCGCUGAUGCAAGAUUCUGCAAACCACUUGACACAGAGCUUCUCACCCUGUUGUGUGAGAACCAUAAGUUUCUAAUCACAGUUGAGGAAGGUUCUAUCGGAGGAUUUGCAUCUCAUGUUGCACAGUUCAUAGCUCUCAAUGGCCAUCUCGAUGGAACCGUUAAGGUGAUGAACAUCAGAAACUUCCAUUUUUGGUAAAAGGUAUAAAAAACGUGAUUUUAAAUGUCUAUGCAAAAUCUACAGUGGCGGCCAAUUGUAUUACCCGACAGCUACAUCGAAAACGGGCUGCCUGAGGAACAACUAGCUCGAGCCGGAUUGAGCGGGCACCAUAUAGCUGCAACGGUCCUGAGGCUGCUGGGAAGAGUGCGGGAAGCUCUCCUUUUGAUGUGCUAACAGAAAUAAAAUAAACAUCUCUGUAAAUUGUUGAUGGUUGAAUGUAGUUUGGUCGCAACUAGUUUACAUAUGUGGUUUGUUUUUGGGGUAUAAAGACCUCUAAACAAACUGCUAGCAGGGGACGACUCUUCUGGGUGGUAAAGACUUGGCAAUGCAAACAUAGAAAUGACUGGUACAGAAUCAUAACGCUGCCCUAGCAAUGUAAACUUGGAAAACACGGAAUGAGCUCAACGAUAGAAAUGUUUAUUUAUGUCGCGGACCAUCGAUCAUUGCUCAG